Molecule: messenger RNA, 2470 nt
Organism: Chara braunii
Lineage: Eukaryota; Viridiplantae; Streptophyta; Charophyceae; Charales; Characeae
Source: the annotation of a GenBank genome assembly
AGCGUAGUGUUAAGUGGUGAGCACCGUCUCUGAUGGAGCUCUCCUCCCCACCAUGGGUAUCCGAAGAGUGGCAAGGGGCUUCGGGCUUGACGGCGAUGGGCGAAUCCUUGUCGCGGCAAAGGGUAGUCCGAGAGCUGACGCUUACACUCAAGAACGGGCUACAGAAUCUACGUGCGGAGUACCCGUAUCUGCGGCGAGAGGGUUUGGCAUCAAUUGCACGCUUGGUUAGCUUGGCUUCGCGCUCGCAGGAGUGGACCACAAUUUUCUGGGAAAGUCAGAACUAUGGAGAGUUCCAGAUUGUUCCCGCCUUGUUCGAAAAAUCUCUUUCGGCCGGCUGUAAGGGGUGGCCAUCGCCGCCUGUCUUGGACCCUAUCUCCUGUGAACCCCCAAUGCCCACUUUCAUUCCGCCUGACGAUGAAGAGGUCGCCCUUGCGUUGUCUGUGCUCGAGGGAGUAUGCAUCCUCGACCCGACCAGUCGGCUGCUUUGUGUACAGGUUUCGGCAGUUAAACGGUUGACUGAUUUGCUGUCGCUCGCUAAUCCGUCCGUCCAGUGCGGCUCGCUUGCCGCACUUUUGUCUCUUCUCUUGGACUGCUACAUCAACCAAAAGGAGUUUCUGAGAUGCAAGGGCUUGGAGAAGGUUGCACGAAUUCUGAAGGGCCGGCAAGGAUACCGAGCCACCCGCCUGAAGUGCGCCGAGUUCUUCCAGCUGUUGUUUGGACAUCAGGUGCUGCCACAGGGCACGGAAAAUGGAGGCAGAGGGGCGGAGACAGGACAGAGGGGAGUUUUCUUGUCAGACCCUGCCAAGCAACCGCAGGCCGAGUUGCAGACACUUCUAGGGCAAGAAGCGAUUCAGCUUCUUGCAAAGCCCGUGGAUAUUGAAAGGAGAUCGCAGGAGCAGCUGGACAUUGGCGACGAUCACAUCACCUUUGCCGAUAUUAGUGCCAGCCACCACAAAGUACCACAGCGCGAGAACCAGGGGCAGAGAAGAUUGAAAGCCGAGAGCGGUUCUCCGUUUGCAAAGAAGUUUGGUUCCCAGCGAGUGAGGGCAUGGAGAGAAAUGCAGGUGCUAUGUGGUGGAGAGCGCGGAGGGGUUGGUGUUGUCAUUUCAUUAGCUGACUGGACUGAGCAGACGGUGGGUUUGGCAGUCUUAAAGGAGGUGGAGACCCUUGAGAGGCAGUUGGUGCCUUUGGUGGGUAAAAAGGGAGGCAACUUCUCCACGCGGCAGAAGUACUUCCAGUUGGUGCGUAAAAACGGGUUGCGACGAUCGGAACUGGUUCUGAGGUAUGGUUUGGAGAUGCUGAAGAAUGCGAAAGACAGAUUGAGACUCGACAAUGACCUGCGGAACGCAUAUGAGCAAGUGGGUAUCGCCGCUGUCGAUUGCGGCGACCUGGAUGCGUGUAUGGCGUGCUACAUGGAAUUAGCGAAGCGCUUCCCUGGGAGCACCAGGGUUCGCCUUCUCGAGGGUCUCAUCUUUGAAGCGAAAGGGUUUUGGUCAAAGGCUGACGGCUUGUAUAACGAGUUGAUGGACUUAGCCCCUGACAAUCAACAGCUGUAUAAGCGGAAUAUCUCAAUCGUGGAAGCGCAGGGAAAUCUGGCAGAGACUGGAAAUGCUCAACACCUACACCUAUCUUUUCCUCUUGAAGGGAGACAUGGAAGCAUGGAGAAAACUCGUCAAUGUCUACACUACCGUGCAGAUGUACAAGCAAGCAGCCUUCUGUUUCGAAGAGCUCGUUCUGUCGGUUGUCAGACCGACAGAACCCUUUUUUUCACCUUGGCUAUGCUGACCUAUUGUACACAAUAGGGGGAGUGGACAAUUACAGCGCGGCAAAGGGUUACUACUGUACUGUGGUUGAAUUGACCAAGGGGAAAAAUGUUCAUGCACUGUAUGGAAUUUGCCUCUGCGCGGUGGCGAUUAGCAGUUCGAAAGGUGGAAGAUCGAAAGAGAUUGGAGAGGCCUUCUCCCUGGCUGGCUUCUGGAGUUCCUGCCGAGUACAAAUCGCUGUGUCCAGCAAUAGAGCCCCUUGUCACUUCGGUAUUCCGAAAGAAGGCUGCUGAUUCGUUCUCCCGUUGUAACAGCUCAGGUUUCAACUUAUGACUCUGUUCUCUCUUUCCCCCCCUUUCUCUUCGUCAUUCAGGAUUCAAUCUAUUUGUUGGUAUAUUUAAUAAUACGUGUAUUCUUUGCUGAGAGAGUAUUACAUCUUCCAGUCUUGCUGUGUGUCUGUUGAGAUAGAUAGAUAGAUAGAUAGAUAGAUAGAUAGAUAGAUAGAUAGAUAGAUAGAUAGAUGAUAGGUAGAGAGAGAGAGAGAGCAAACAAUACGUACAGACGUGGUGAUCGUUGUGUUGCUUGGGAUGCUCUGGGAAUCCCAAGCAACGAAAGGGAGGGGAGGAGGGGACAUUAGUGUUCUCGGAUAGCAUUUGACAGUGGAGCAAAAGAAAAGGAGAAAGAACUAAAGGGAGCAGGGGACAUUA